Messenger RNA from Bactrocera tryoni, 1977 nucleotides. RefSeq lists its product as uncharacterized. The transcript is spliced from 4 exons. The record is from RefSeq and is a predicted model, not a curated record. Lineage: Eukaryota; Metazoa; Arthropoda; Insecta; Diptera; Tephritidae. The coding region runs from base 1 to 1977 and encodes 658 amino acids.
AUGGAACAUGUUGGCUUUCACUACGAUCCUGACUGCGACUACAGCCUGCAUGGUGCCAUUGGACCAAUGGAUAUUAUUUGUACGCAUUGCAAUGCAGCGAAGUUUCGAGGAGAAACAGCUGGCAUGUGCUGCUCCAGUGGCAAAGUGAAACUGCCUGCAUUGGAACCGCCACCAGAACCAUUACAUUCCUUGCUCACUGGGGAAUCGCCGACGUCUAAGCAUUUCUUGCAGAACAUACAAGCAUACAAUUCAUGCUUUCAAAUGACUUCUUUUGGUGCCACAAAGAUCAUUAGAGAUUCAUUUAUGCCGACGUUCAAGAUUAAGGGGCAAAUAUACCAUCGAGCAGGCUCGCUCAUACCAUUUGCCGACGCCGACUAUCAAUUUUUGCAAAUAUUUUUCAUCGGUAAUGAAAAUGGCCAACUAAAUCAACGAUGUAACAUUGCAACCGGCACAAGGCGAGAAAUCGUACUAAAUUUGCAAAGAUUUCUCAAUGAACACAAUGAAUUAAUUCGAUUGUUCAAAAUCGCAUUGGACCGCAUGCCGUCUGAUAACCAUCGAAUCGUCAUCAGAGCAGACAAAAUGCCGAUGGGGCAGCAUGCCAGACGAUUCAACGCACCAACAAUUGAUGAGGUGGCAAUUGUCAUUGUUUGCGAACAGUUUGAAUCGCGAGAUAUUGUGCUGCACCGUAGAAACGAACAACUUCAGCGUGUUUCCGAGCUACACCGUAGUUAUGAUGCAUUACAGUAUCCGAUAUUAUUCUGGAGAGGUGAUGACGGCUAUCACAUCAAUAUGCGAUUGAUAAAUCCAACUACUGGCCAAGAAACAUCGAAAAAACUCAGUGCGAUGAACUUCUAUUCAUGCAGAAUAAUGAUUCGUCCGCAAGAAGACAACUACAUCCUGAAAUGUCGCAAGCUUUUCAAUCAGUAUUUGGUUGACAUGUAUGCGAAGAUCGAGACAGAACGUCUCAACUUUAUUCGAUUCAACCAAGCGCAAUUGCGUUCUGAAGAGUACAUCCAUUUGAGAGAUGCCGUAAUGAAUGAUGCAAAUGUGAAUAGCAUUGGACGUCUAACAAUAUUGCCAGCCACAUACAUCGGCAGUCCGCGCCAUAUGCACGAGUAUGCGCAAGAUGCGAUGUCGUAUGUGCGCCAUUACGGCAGACCGGAUCUGUUCAUAACGUUCACGUGCAAUCCGAAGUGGAAUGACAUCAAAUGCCAUUUGUUCCCCGGUCAAUCAACAACUGAUCGUCACGACUUAACAGCACGUGUAUUCAGGGAAAAGCAAAACGCAAUGAUGGAUUUAAUUGUGAAACUUCGUGUUUUUGGAGAAGUUAGAUGCUGGAUGUACUCGAUCGAAUGGCAGAAAAGAGGAUUACCGCAUGCACACAUCUUGAUUUGGUUAGUUCGAAAAAUACGACCAGAUCAGAUUGAUAAAGUCAUCUCAGCGGAAAUUCCAGAUGAAGAAAUCGACCCACAAUUGUUCGACGUUGUAACAAAAAACAUGAUCCACGGCCCUUGCGGCGCCAUUAAUCCAACGGCACCAUUCAUGAUUGACAAUAAGUGUUCAAAGCGCUAUCCUAGAGCUUUAGUUGAUGAUACAAUCACUGGAAAUGACGGAUAUCCAUUAUAUCGGCGUCGAUCCGCUGAAGAUGGCGGUAAUUCAACGGUCAUAAAAGUUCGGAAUCAAGACGUUGAUGUUGAUAAUCGUUGGGUCGUGCCGUAUUCACCAUUGUUGUCAAAAAUUUUCGAAGCGCACAUCAAUGUAGAAUAUUGCAACUCUGUCAAAUCGAUCAAAUACAUCUGCAAAUACGUAAAUAAGGGAAGUGAUAUGGCAGUUUUCGGAGUGGCUGAUUAUCAGAGCAUCGAUGAAAUUCAGCAAUACCAAAUGGGCCGUUAUAUAAGCAGCAACGAAGUGCGAGAUGUGAAUGAAUGUCCGUUGUCGGACCAUAUUGCAGCUUUGCCACUUAUAUCUGUGAUCUAA